Molecule: messenger RNA, 1656 nt
Organism: Coregonus clupeaformis (lake whitefish)
Lineage: Eukaryota; Metazoa; Chordata; Actinopteri; Salmoniformes; Salmonidae
Exons: 6
Coding region: 223-1656 (477 amino acids)
Source: RefSeq, a predicted model, not a curated record
GCAAAAAUCGCAUUAGCCCCGUAUUUGGACCCGACUUUCGCUCAUUACUUUAUUCGUAUAUCAUUCAUUGUCUUGGGAUUUGGUGGAAGUUAUCUGAGACCCUUGGAGACCUUAACCAACGUUUUUGUUUUGUGCGAAUUGGUCUAGUUUUUCUCUUGAUCGAGCCAUUUCGGAGACCCACUGUUACGAUCUUGCUGAGUUUACUGUCACUGUCAGUUUUGUAUGUCAAUGAAGAUGGCGAGCCCAGUAAUCCGCGUAAUCAACCCAGAUGAGCCCGCUGUCCGGCCCAAGAAGCCCGAGCCCGCUGUCCGGCCCAAGCAGCCCGAGCCGCCUGUCCGGCCCAAGAAGCUUGAACCCGCUGUCCGGCCCAAGAAGCCCGAGCCCGCUGUCCGGCCCAAACAGCCCGAGCCCCCUGUCCGGCCCAAACAGCCCGAGCCCCCUGGCCAACUCACAGAGUCCCCGUCCACAGCACAGGAUCAUGAGGGUCAGCCUUUUCCCACGGAAUCACCUCUGAGUGACUCCCCUGUGGAGCUAGAGGGUUGGGUGCGUCUGUGGGAAAACCCCAAUGGCAUCCCAUCUGCAGACAUUUCCUGGCUCAAAGACCACAAUGAAAGAGGGCUGUUCACACCCGUUCAAAUCUAUAAGGACAAAAGUGGUCUGUUCAGGGAGGCGACGGGUGAUGAAAUCGGACCUGUCCUCGAGGGGAUCAGUGUCUGGGUAGAGGACCGGAACGUGCACCUCUACAAGUCUGGCUAUCACCACCGGGUACGUCACAUCUGUGACGUGUCCACCUGGUACACCAUGCUCACUGAGGUCCUGUGCUGUGGACCAUGUACAAAAGCGUCCAGAAGCGGAGAAGGUGGCACAAUGGGUCGGUGGCUUGCGUGGGAUGCCGCUAUUUUGUCCCAGCUUAGCGAGGCUCACCAAGCUAUGUUCCCUGCCAUCCUCACCAGCAAGCGUGGCGUGGAUAGGACUGUUGUGCGCCUUCUGAGGGACCGGACGGAAGGGAACACCAUGGUCAAGGUGUGGCGGCAGAUACAGGAGAACCACGUUGAAGAGUACCUUCAGCGUAAGGACCUGUACACCACACUCCUCAUGACUGUCGUGAAACCUGGAGGGAUCGUUUCUGCACUAAGGCACACUUUCCAGGCUCCACCUCCUCCAAGAGAGCUCCCCUCCGCGCGGCUCCUGCGCCACGCCUUCCUGCUGGCGGAGGCCAACAACGUGCAGGAUUACCGGAGCCAGAUCCUCUCCACUUUUGGCACUGUGCUGAAAAUGGAUUCCACCAAGAAAGUGGUGAAGAAGCUGUCUGGGGAGGGUGGAGGCUCAGCUGAGUGGUUCACCAGCAUCGGAAACGAGCACUCCCAGAUAGUUUCAUUUGUGCUGACCUGUGAGGAGUCCACAGAGAAGCUGAAACCGAUGUGCCUUGGGGUCAUGGAGAGGUUCCGGCUGGCCAAUCAACCAGUCCCAAAAAUUAUAUACGUGGACCGUGGGUGUUGCCGUGCGCAGGGCCCAACAGCGCUGGGGAUUUUGUUCCAGCCUUGGGUGGACAACGGGAUGGUUGUGCGUCUGGACAUCUUUCACUGGAUCCACCGGUUUGAUGCAGCCAUACGCACAGAGUCCCACUCAAGUAUGCUGCAUUCAAGUCUGCGCUAG